CCGGCCCAGCGGUCUGCACAGUUUCCCGGUGGUGCGCGCGGGGCUCUACGGGGUCUGGCGUCCGGGGCCAGUCGGUUCUCCUAGCCUGUCUGAGAGGGCAGGAGCCUUUUAGGGCGGCGAUCCCGCGGUGGGAAGGGAGGGAGAGUCGUAGGGGACCCUGGCCCUUGCCCCAGCUAGAAAGGGAAGAGAGUUUGGCCAGCCCACGGGCGAAAGCGUCGGGUCCCUUUCCACAGGGGAGGGGCGGGAUGGACGGGCUUCUGACUCCCAGGGAGUCCGCAAAGUUCAUUGCUGAGAAUAGUCGCGAUGUGUUCAUUGACGGCGGAGGCGUGCGGAGGGUGGCCGAGCUGCUGCUGGCCAAGGCCGCGGGGCCCGAGCUGCGCGUGGGAGGCUGGAAGGCCCUUCACGAGCUGAACCCCAGGGCGGCCGACGAGGCCGCCGUUAACUGGGUGUUCGUCACAGACACGCUCAACUUCUCCUUCUGGUCGGAGCGUGACGAGCACAAAUGUCUGGUGGGGUACGGGGGGAAGAUGUACACUGGGUACUGGUCCUUGUGCGCCGCGGUCAACAGAGCCCUGGACGAAGGGAUACCAAUAACUAGUGCUUCGUACUAUGCCACAGUGACCCUGGAUGAGGUUCGGCAUAUACUCCGUUCUGACACAGACGUUCCCAUGCCUUUGAUAGAAGAGAGGCAAAGGAUUCUUAAUGAAACCGGGAAAAUUCUGCUUGAGAAAUUUGAAGGUUCUUUUCUUAAUUGUGUCCGAAAAAGUGAUAAAAGUGCUCAGAAGUUAUUGCACCUGGUAGUUGAAAGCUUUCCUUCUUACAGAGAUGUGACUCAGUUUGAGGGAAAAAGAAUUUCUUUUUACAAACGGGCCCAAAUUCUCGUGGCAGAUACGUGGAGUGUAUUAGAGGGAAAAGGAGACGGCUGCUUUAAGGACAUCUCCAGUAUCACCAUGUUUGCUGACUAUAGAUUACCUCAGGUUCUUCUUUACCUGGGAGCCCUGAAAUACUCUGAUGAACUACUGGAGAAGCUUCUCAAAGGAGAAAUGCUUUCAUAUGGGAAUAGGCAAGAGGUGGAAAUCAGAGGGUGUUCACUUUGGUGUGUUGAGCUGAUCCGGGAUUGUCUUCUGGAACUUAUUGAAAAAAAGGGUGAAAAAACUAGUGGAGAGAUCAAUUCCAUUCUUUUGGAUUAUUACUUAUGGGACUACGCCCGUGAUCACAGGGAAGAUAUGAAAGGAAUUCCGUUUCAUCGCACACGUUGCAUAUAUUAUUGACCCACAGUGUAAACUGAUCCUAAGAGAACUUCCAUUUUUAUAUCACAUAAUUAUUUGUAUAAUUUUGCUUUGAUAUUAGGAGAAGGUGGUAGAGGUUACAGCAAUAAGAAAAUUGAUUACCCAGGCUCUCUUAAAAUAUUUUUCCUGGGGCUUCCCUGGUGGUGCAGUGGUUAAGAAUCCGCCUGCCAAUGCAGGGGACAAUGGUUCAAUCCCUGGUCCGGGAAGAUCCCAUGUGCUGCAGAGCAGCUAAUCCCAUGGGCCACAACUACUGAGCCUGUACUCUAGAGCCCAUGAGCCACAACUGCUGAGCCCAUGUGCCACAACUACCGAAGCCCAUGCACCUAGAGCCUGUGCUCUGCAACAAGAGAAGCCAUGGCAAUGAGAAGCCUGUGCACUGCAAUAAAGAGUAGCCCACACUCUCUGCAACUAAAGUCUACACAAGAAACGAAGACCCAACAUAGCCAGUUAAUUAAUUAAAAAAUUUUUUUCCUGACAUAUUACUCUGUAUUCCCAACUUUUUCCUUUGUUUGCUGAUUUAGUUUUAACUAUAUUUUCCCCUUCUAUGGAUACAAGACAGAAAUAGUAAAGGAAAUUUAAUGCUUUCUUUAAAUUUCAGAUUUCUUAAAAUUAAUCAUGCCUUAUAAUGUGAUUGAUCUUUGGUGAUAAUAUUUCAUCCAUUCAAUUAGUAUCUUUUUUCAAGGUGUAGUAAUAUUCUAUAUACCUUAAUCAUCUGAUAUGAGAGAAAGAGAGCAGAAUCUUUGCCAUAUGAAUGCUGCUGCUCUUGUAAGAAAUCAAUCUUGACAGAUUUUUAAAAACUUUUUAUUGAUAAACAGUGAUUUUCCAUUUAGGAUAUCUGUUUAGUUUUUUUUUUCUUCAGAGUAACUACAUUGGGAAUUUAUCAAAUAAAGAUUUUAAA
Molecule: messenger RNA, 2187 nt
Organism: Hippopotamus amphibius kiboko
Lineage: Eukaryota; Metazoa; Chordata; Mammalia; Artiodactyla; Hippopotamidae
Gene: QNG1
Product: Q-nucleotide N-glycosylase 1
Exons: 4
Coding region: 246-1271 (341 amino acids)
Source: RefSeq, a predicted model, not a curated record